Fonsecaea nubica is the source of this 1389-nucleotide messenger RNA. RefSeq lists its product as hypothetical. Gene Ontology annotation, molecular function: single-stranded DNA binding. The coding region runs from base 1 to 1389 and encodes 462 amino acids. NCBI's taxonomy places the organism in Eukaryota, Fungi, Ascomycota, Eurotiomycetes, Chaetothyriales, Herpotrichiellaceae. The transcript has 2 exons. Gene Ontology annotation, cellular component: RNA polymerase III complex. The record is from RefSeq and is a predicted model, not a curated record. Gene Ontology annotation, biological process: DNA-templated transcription.
AUGCGUACUGGUAGACUCAUUGAACUUGUUGAGUGGAGGUUCGGAUCUGCAAGUGCUGAUAUCAUGGAACAUCUGGCUGCACUGGGGUUUGCUACCGCCUGUGAGCUAGAAGCACACGUCUUGGGAGAUGCGGACUCGUCAAAGUUGAUGGAUAAGGGUCGUUUUCGAGCUCUACUAAAGCAGCUGAUCACUUCAAACUUUAUUCUUACGCCCCGCGAGGCACAUUUCCACGCACCUUUUGAUUCUCGUCUGGAUGCGGAACGCUACUUACGUGGUCAUGGCAUGCUCCAGCAAGGAACUGCGAAGAAAAUCAAGGCUGAGGGCGAUGCAAGGGUCGACGCCGAGCUCGGGCAGCGUCUCGAUGGAAAAGUUUCUUGGCCACAGGUUCUGCACGAGCUUGAGGCGAGCUCUAGCCGGGCCGGUAUCUUACUCUCGAUCGAUUAUUCGAAUUUGGUUCUUCACAUUCGCAAUGAAAGGGUAGCAGAAAAUGCAGAAAAGAUUUUCGGCCGACGCACGGCAGAAGUUGCUCGAGCAGCAUGUUUACAGCUAGAAGACCUCGACACACGACCCUUGAAACUACGACUGUCGGACAUUCCUGGAGAAUCGUUGCAGAGACUGGACAUCCCCCAGAUAAGCCGCUCAAUCUCUAUCUCUUCCGAAGGUCGACCAGCAAUGAGCAAUGGGGACAGCAAUGAAAAUGGUUGGCACGCUGGGGAAAAACUUCAGAAUGGCCAUCAUGAGAACAGAGUCAACGGGACGAGUACCGAUCAUCAAUUCAUUGAAUACCAGCUAGGUGUGUUGGCAGAAGGACCUUUUGAAUUUAUCUUGAGAGAUUCUGCCGCCAAAUCUUGGAUAGUGGACAAGAGCAAACUCACCAGUUUUCUGUGGGAUAAGGAGAUGCUACGGCUUAUCAACGAGAGCGUGAGCGAACCAGCGCUCCGGAUUGUCCGCAUGCUGGCUGAUAAGGGUAAGCUUGAUGAGCGAACAAUGCAGGACAUUGGUCUUCUGAAUGCGAAAGAGCUUCGGAAAUCGCUGGCACAACUGCAGAUGAAAGGUCUCCUCGAGCUCCAAGAAGUACCUCGAGACCCUCAAAGACAACCCAAAAGCACAACAUUCCUCUACUUCUACGACCCUGAAAGAGUGCAGAAGCUCUUCUUAGACAAGUUGUACAAAGCCAUGUCAAGAUUGUACGAGCGCCUGCGGCUGGAACGAGAGAAGCUCGCGUCGACUCUGAGCAAGGUUGAACGGAGUGACGUCCAAGGAAGCGAAGAGGAAAUUCUGUCGCCGGGGGAAUUGCAAUUGUUGCUGCGAUGGCGACAGAAGGAGUGUUGGUUCAUGACGGAGAUCCACCGGAUAGAUGCCUCCGUCGCCAUGCUUCGAGACAUAUGA